CUCCGGUACACGUGCAUCCAGGGAAGGUCACGUGGCGGAACCAAACCCUCCCGGGGCCUCUGGAGAAGGGAGAGAAUCGCGGAGAUGGUGGCGGCCAAGCGGGCCUUGCCGCGGUUGGUGGCUUCGCUGCGGCCGCUCAGCUCAACAGCAGCUGCUGGCACACUACCCAAGCAUGUGAAAAUAGUUGAGGUGGGCCCAAGAGAUGGCUUGCAGAAUGAAAAGAACAUCGUCCCCACCCAGGUGAAAAUUGAUUUAAUUAACAUGCUGUCGGAAACGGGUCUUUCGGUCAUAGAAGCUACCAGUUUUGUGUCUCCCAAAUGGAUUCCUCAGAUGGCUGACCAUACUGAAGUCAUGCAAGGGAUUCGGAAGGUUCCUGGAAUCAGCUAUCCUGUUCUGACCCCCAACCUCAAAGGCUUUCAAACAGCGGUAGCCGCAGGAGCCCAGGAAGUGUCAAUCUUUGGGGCAGCCUCGGAGCUUUUCACAAAGAAGAACAUCAACUGUUCCAUAGAGGAGAGUCUGAACAGAUUUACUGAUGUCCUGAGCGCAGCUAAAGAAGCCAGCAUCCCGGUCCGAGGAUAUGUCUCCUGCGUCCUUGGAUGCCCAUACGAAGGCAAGAUUGCUCCUGCGAAAGUAGCAGACGUUUCAAAGAAAAUGUAUGCAAUGGGAUGCUACGAGAUUUCCCUCGGUGAUACCAUCGGCAUUGGGACUCCCGGCAACAUGAAGGAGAUGCUUUCUGCAGUCAUGAAGGAGGUGCCUGUUGGAGCACUUGCUGUUCAUUGCCAUGAUACGUAUGGGCAGGCACUCGCCAACACACUGGUGGCCCUUCAGAUGGGUGUGAGUGUGGUUGAUUCCUCAGUCGCUGGUCUUGGAGGCUGCCCCUAUGCACAAGGAGCAUCUGGGAAUGUGGCAACGGAAGACAUGGUGUAUAUGCUCAAUGGUCUUGGCAUCCACACAGGUGUGGACCUUCCGAAGCUUCUCGGAGCAGGCACGUUUAUUUCCAAGGUGCUGAACAGGAGGACCAGUUCGAAAGUGGCCCAGGCCUCCUGCAAACUGUGAAGCGGGGCGGUGCCUUUAUGGGACCUGUUGGGGGCAAAACUGCAGUGGCACCGUAGAAUCCCACAUGUUUGGGCUUGCUCUCGUGACUUUAUUUAAGCACUCUCCGGUGGUCUCAGAACUCAGUGACGGGAUGAUGAGUCAACCAAAUUUUAUCAUGAGAAAAGAGACAUUAAAUGUAGACUAAAGCACUGUUAUUUGCACCUA
Rhineura floridana is the source of this 1260-nucleotide messenger RNA. RefSeq names its product 3-hydroxy-3-methylglutaryl-CoA lyase (gene HMGCL). Gene Ontology annotation, biological process: ketone body biosynthetic process; L-leucine catabolic process. The transcript is spliced from 9 exons. The coding region runs from base 85 to 1056 and encodes 323 amino acids. Gene Ontology annotation, molecular function: hydroxymethylglutaryl-CoA lyase activity. The record is from RefSeq and is a predicted model, not a curated record. NCBI's taxonomy places the organism in Eukaryota, Metazoa, Chordata, Lepidosauria, Squamata, Rhineuridae.